Anguilla anguilla (European eel) is the source of this 2065-nucleotide messenger RNA. It is a transcript of the gene prmt5, whose product is annotated as protein arginine methyltransferase 5. The record is from RefSeq and is a predicted model, not a curated record. Gene Ontology annotation, biological process: regulation of DNA-templated transcription; peptidyl-arginine N-methylation. NCBI's taxonomy places the organism in Eukaryota, Metazoa, Chordata, Actinopteri, Anguilliformes, Anguillidae. The coding region runs from base 64 to 2001 and encodes 645 amino acids. The transcript has 16 exons. Gene Ontology annotation, cellular component: nucleus; cytosol.
ACUACCAUUUUGGUUCUUACCGAUUCAUUCUGUCUGUGGAAGAUCGGCCCGUUUAGAGCCGCAAUGUCUUCUAACGGCAUUUCGUCUCCUUCGCGCAACUCCACGAUGGCGUCGGCGAGUACAGGGAGCCGGGUCUCCUGCGGGAGAGAUUUGAAUUGUGUACCCGAGGUGGCGGAUACGCUGGCGGCUGUCGCCAGGCUCGGGUUUGACUUCCUGUGUAUGCCACUGUUCCACCCACGGUUCCAGAGAGAGUUUGAGUUGGACCCAGCGCGGGGUCGUCAUGGCGCCCACACCCGCUCUGACCUGCUGCUAUGCGGGAGAGACUGGAACACCCUGAUUGUGGGGAAGCUGUCUCCCUGGAUUGAGACCGACUCGGAGGUGGAGACGGAGCGCAAGAACUCUGAGUUGGCGCUGGUGCAGGAGCUGAAUUUCUCCGCGUACCUGGGACUGCCAGCCUUCAUGAUCCCCCUCAGGACCCCCCACUGCGCCAACCUGGCCCGAAUCCUGCUCAAUCACAUCCACACCGGACACCACUCCUGCAUGUUCUGGAUCCGCGUGCCUCUGCUGGCCCCUGAGGACACUCGCGAUGACAUCAUCGACAAUGAGCCGGUUAAACACAGCGAUGACGGCAGCACGGACGAGAAGACCUGGGCUUGGUGGCAUUCCUUCAGAACACUGUGUGACUACAACAAGAGAAUCUGCUUGGCCAUUGAAGUUGGAGCAGACAUGCCCUCUGACUCUGUGAUUGACAAGUGGCUCGGGGAACCAAUCAAAGCAGCCAUUCUUCCCACCAGCAUUUUCCUGACCAAUAAGAAAGGGUUUCCUGUCUUGUCAAAGGCACACCAGCGAAUCAUAUUCCGUCUUUUUAAGCUCGAGGCUCAGUUCAUAUUCACGGGUGCGAGCCGGCACAGUGAGAAGGAUUUCCGCUCCUACCUGCAGUACCUGGAGUACCUGAACCAGAACCGCCCCGCCCCCAACUCCUACGAGCUCUUCGCCAGGGGCUACGAGGACUACCUGCAGUCCCCCCUGCAGCCUCUCAUGGAUAACCUGGAGUCUCAGACCUAUGAGGUGUUUGAGAAAGACCCCAUUAAAUACUCCCAGUACCAGCAGGCUGUGUACAAGUGUCUGCUGGACAGAGUGCCAGAGGAGGAGAAGGACACCAACGUGCAGGUGCUGAUGGUUUUGGGGGCCGGGCGGGGUCCCCUGGUGAACGCAUCCCUGCGUGCCGCGAAGCAGGCCGAUCGGAAGCUCCGGGUGUACGCCGUGGAGAAGAACCCUAACGCCGUCAUUACUUUGGAAAACUGGCGGUUCGAGGAGUGGGGCGAUCAGGUGACCGUGGUGUCAUGUGACAUGAGGGAGUGGGCGGCGCCGGAGAAGGCCGACAUCAUCGUCAGUGAGCUGCUGGGGUCCUUCGGGGACAACGAGCUGUCCCCAGAGUGCCUGGACGGAGCACAGCACUUCAUGAAGGAGGAUGGGGUGAGCAUCCCCUGUUCCUACACCUCUUUCCUGGCCCCCCUGUCUUCCUCUAAGUUGUAUAAUGAGGUGCGGGGGUGCAGGGAACGGGACAAGGACCCGGAGUGUCACUUUGAGACUCCCUAUGUGGUGCGGCUGCACAACUUCCACCAGCUGGCUGACCCCAAACCCUGCUUCACCUUCACACAUCCCACUACAGAUAUGAAUAAUAACAGGUAUCAGUGCCUGCGGUUCUCAGUGCAGUGCAACUCGGUGCUCCACGGGUUCGCCGGGUACUUCGAGACCACGCUGUACGCAGACGUCACGCUCAGUAUCAAGCCAGAGACUCACUCUCCUGGAAUGUUCUCCUGGUUCCCUAUUCUGUUUCCUCUCAAACAGCCCAUCCCCCUGUCGCGGGGUGAUGAUGUCAGCGUGCGGUUCUGGAGGUGUAAUAAUGGGAAGAAGGUGUGGUACGAGUGGGCCGUGACCGAGCCGGUCUGCUCCGCCAUCCACAACCCAGCCGGCCGGUCCUACACCAUCGGCCUGUAGAGCAACACGCGCACACUCACUCACUCCAUACACACACUGUACACACACACUCACUCACUGCACA